UUAAACAAAUUUACGUCAAUUAAGCAUUAAUUUUUUUUCGGGUAUAAAAGGUAGCUUUAGCUGUUCAUGCAAUCACAGUUCAAAGUAUCGAGCUUUUCCACCACAUCAAAUUCAAAUUUAAACACGCAAACGGAAUGAAGUCAUCAAUUGUAGCUUUGAUCGCAAUAAUCAGCACCUUAGCCUUCAUCUCAGCCCAGCCACCACCACCAAUUCCUCCACCAGUUUUAGAAAAAAUCAAUCACAUCUCAAACUUUAUCAAUAACUUUAGUGGAACUCGUGAGGAACUUGAAAAAGCUUUGAUUGCAAACAUGGACAAGGAACAUGGCAAGGAUAUGGCACCAAACUUUCCACCAGAAAAAAUUCAAAUGUUUAUCGACAUGGUUGCCAGUAAAAUAAAUAGCAAGGUCAUGAGUGGUGAUGAUUUUAAGGCAUUUACUAAUAAGCAGAUAUCAGGCAGGCAAGGAGCAUAAGUGAGGAGAUUUAUUAAGUUUUUUUUUGAUAAUGUAGCUAGAUUGUGACUAAGUUGAUUAAAUAAUAAAGUUAUAUAU
Chironomus riparius is the source of this 548-nucleotide messenger RNA. Lineage: Eukaryota; Metazoa; Arthropoda; Insecta; Diptera; Chironomidae. The record is from the annotation of a GenBank genome assembly.